CACAUAACUACGCCUGCCAUACUACCUCCUGAAUCUCGCGUCGCUCGAAUCAACCCACUCCCAACAGAGCACCUCAUCGAAGAUAAACUUGAUUCAAUUCGCGCUGAGGGAAUCGAGUCGAGAAUCCUAAAGAGAGAACCCCCAGGUCUUUCGCCGAACGAACAUCAUGGCCAAGAAGCCAUCAGGUCCCGCCUACGUGCUGGGCGUUGGCAUGACCAAGUUCAUAAAACCGCGUGGCAAGGUCGAUUAUCAAGAGUUGGGUUUCGAAGCUGGUGUCAAAGCUAUGCUGGAUGCCCACAUCAACUACGAUGAGGUCGAGCAAGGGAUUGCAUGCUACGUGUACGGAGACAGUACCUGCGGGCAGCGCGUCUUUUAUCAAUUUGGACUCACACAGAUUCCCAUCUACAACGUCAAUAACAACUGUUCCACAGGGUCCACAGGUUUGGCUAUGGCUCGAACGCUGGUCUCUCACGGGGCCGCAGACUGCAUCCUGGUUGUUGGCUUUGAGAAGAUGAGCCCGGGUAGUCUCCAGUCGGUCUACAGCGAUCGCGCGAAUCCGACUGGCCUGUUCGGAAAAAUGAUGGCCGAGACCAGAGGAGUCACGAAUGCCCCAGGUGCGGCACAGAUGUUCGGCAACGCUGGUCGUGAGUAUAUGGAGAAGUAUGGUGCUGAAGCCGAAGACUUUGCCAACAUUGCGCGGAUUAACCACGAACAUUCCAAGCGUAAUCCGUACUCCCAAUUUCAGGACGAAUAUACUCUCGACCAGAUUCUGAAAUCGCCGAUGAUCCACGCACCUCUGACGAAGCUGCAGUGCUGUCCAACAUCCGACGGCGCGGCCGCUGCUGUGGUCGUCUCCCAAGCUUUCCUUGAGGCGCAUCCCCACCUGAAAGACCAGGCAAUCCUGAUUGCCGGUCAAACGCUCGCCACUGAUCACAGCUCCGUGUAUGAUCGCAGCUCUAUUGACUUGAUGGGAUUCGGAAUGGCCCGCAAUGCGUGCCAAGCUGCUGCGGCUGAAGCGGGAGUGAACGUUAAGGAUAUUAAGGUGUGCGAGUUACACGAUUGCUUUUCUGCCAACGAGAUGAUCACCAUCGAUGCACUGGAGCUAUGUGAGCCGGGAAAGGCGCACGAGAUGGUGCGACAGGGAGACAUCACAUAUGGCGGAAAGAUGGUCAUUAACCCUUCUGGAGGUCUUAUCUCCAAGGGUCAUCCCUUGGGGGCAACGGGAUUGGCGCAAUGUGCAGAGCUUGUUUGGCACCUGCGUGGCUGGGCCAAUAAUCGCUUAAUUGACGGCACGGAUGCCGCCCUUCAGCACAACCUGGGGCUGGGAGGUGCCGUCGUGGUAACCGUAUACAAGCGAGCAGAUGGCAAGGCCGCAACACCAGUACCAUCGGAGACAGUGGCAAAGAUCACGGGGCUUGGGUACAACCCGGCUGUCGAAGCUAAGGGCUUCACAGCAGAGCAAGCUCGAUCAGUUCAAAGUCGGAAACAUAGUGACAAGUGGGCGUUAGCCGACACGCAGGACCGGGUGCUGGCGCGGUUCUAGCUCGAAGGAUGUGUAUAGGACAACACUGGGCUCUAGGAUGUGAAUUAUAGCAUUGCAGAGAUGUAGUAAAGUACGAGCUGCAAAGCUCGGCCCUCGGAGUAAU
This is a messenger RNA of Aspergillus japonicus CBS 114.51, 1646 nucleotides long. RefSeq names its product putative sterol carrier protein. Gene Ontology annotation, molecular function: acyltransferase activity, transferring groups other than amino-acyl groups. NCBI's taxonomy places the organism in Eukaryota, Fungi, Ascomycota, Eurotiomycetes, Eurotiales, Aspergillaceae. The transcript has 2 exons. The record is from RefSeq and is a predicted model, not a curated record. The coding region runs from base 167 to 1543 and encodes 458 amino acids.